Messenger RNA from Caretta caretta (loggerhead turtle), 3392 nucleotides. RefSeq names its product transmembrane 9 superfamily member 2 (gene TM9SF2). Lineage: Eukaryota; Metazoa; Chordata; Testudines; Cheloniidae. Gene Ontology annotation, biological process: protein localization to membrane. The record is from RefSeq and is a predicted model, not a curated record. Gene Ontology annotation, cellular component: membrane.
GCCGGAAAACCGGAAGUCGCGGCUGCUGAGGGAACUGAGCCGUGAUGCCGCUGCGAGGCCCACUACAGGCCGCCCGGCGCCCCCGCCCCGCCCGGCCACCGCCGCUGCGUGUCCCCGGGGCCAUGGGUCUCCCGCGGCGGCGGCUGCUGCUGCUGCCUGUGGCGCUGCUGGCGGUGUGCGCGCCCCGCGGCGGAGCCUUCUACCUGCCGGGCCUGGCGCCCGUCAACUUCUGCGAGGAGGGCAAGGCGACUGCCGAGUGCAAGUCUGUGAUAGAGCUGUUUGUGAACAGACUUGACUCUGUGGAAUCUGUUCUUCCCUAUGAAUAUACUGCGUUCGAUUUUUGCCAAGCAGCAGAUGAGAAACGUCCAUCUGAAAAUCUUGGUCAAGUAUUGUUUGGAGAGAGAAUAGAACCAUCACCAUAUAAGUUUACAUUUAAGAAGGAAGAGAAAUGUAAAUCUGUUUGCACAAAAGUGUAUGACACAAAAAAAUCAGAGGACAAGCAAAAAUUGGACUUUCUGAAAAAAAGCAUGUUGUUGAACUAUCAGCAUCAUUGGAUUGUGGACAACAUGCCUGUAACUUGGUGCUAUGAUGUUGACAACAACCAGAAGUUUUGCAAUCCUGGAUUUCCUAUUGGCUGUUUUACUACAGAAAAAGGUCAUCCAAAGGAUGCCUGUGUCAUUAAUGCAGAGUUUCGUGAAGAAGAUACCUUUUACAUAUUUAACCAUGUAGAUAUUAAGAUAUUCUACCAUGUUGUAGAAAAGGAGGCGGUAGGAGCAAGACUAGUAGCUGCUAAACUUGAACCGAAAAGCUUCAAACAUACACAUAUAGAUAACCCUGACUGCUCAGGACCACCUAUGGGUAUAAGUAACAAGGCUAAUGGGGAGAUCAAAAUUGCUUACACAUACUCAGUUAGCUUUCAGGAAGAAGAAAAGAUAAAAUGGGCAUCCAGAUGGGAUUACAUUUUGGAAUCUAUGCCACACACCCAUAUUCAAUGGUUUAGCAUCAUGAAUUCCCUGGUGAUUGUCCUUUUCCUAUCUGGGAUGGUAGCUAUGAUCAUGUUAAGGACACUGCAUAAAGACAUUGCAAGAUAUAAUCAAAUGGAUUCCACUGAAGAUGCCCAGGAGGAAUUUGGCUGGAAACUGGUUCAUGGAGACAUAUUCCGGCCCCCAAGAAAAGGAAUGCUACUCUCUGUUUUUCUAGGCUCUGGGACACAGAUCUUAAUUAUGACUUUUGUUACUCUGUUUUUUGCUUGCCUGGGAUUUUUGUCACCUGCUAACCGAGGAGCAUUGAUGACCUGUGCUGUGGUCUUGUGGGUGCUGCUUGGAACUCCAGCAGGUUACGUUGCUGCAAGAUUCUACAAAUCUUUUGGUGGUGAGAAAUGGAAAACAAAUGUCCUGCUGACAUCAUUCCUUUGUCCUGGAAUUGUGUUUGCGGAUUUCUUUAUCAUGAACCUCAUUCUUUGGGGAGAAGGAUCUUCAGCAGCUAUUCCCUUUGGAACUUUGGUUGCUAUUUUGGCACUUUGGUUUUGCAUAUCUGUGCCAUUGACAUUUAUUGGUGCCUACUUUGGUUUUAAGAAAAAUGCUAUUGAACACCCAGUUCGUACCAAUCAGAUUCCUCGUCAGAUUCCUGAACAAUCAUUCUACACAAAACCAUUACCUGGCAUUGUCAUGGGAGGGAUUCUGCCGUUUGGGUGCAUCUUCAUACAACUCUUCUUCAUUCUAAAUAGUAUUUGGUCCCAUCAGAUGUAUUAUAUGUUUGGCUUCCUAUUUCUUGUGUUCAUUAUUUUGGUCAUAACAUGCUCUGAGGCCACUAUACUGCUUUGCUAUUUCCAUCUGUGUGCGGAGGAUUAUCACUGGCAGUGGCGUUCAUUCCUUACCAGUGGUUUUACUGCAGUUUAUUUUCUGAUAUAUGCAAUACACUAUUUCUUUUCUAAACUGCAAAUCACAGGAACAGCAAGCACCAUUUUGUACUUUGGUUACACCAUGAUAAUGGUUUUGAUCUUCUUUCUUUUCACGGGGACAAUUGGAUUCUUUGCAUGCUUUUGGUUUGUGACCAAAAUUUACAGCGUGGUGAAAGUUGACUGACUAAAGAAAACCCCAGUGUGUGAAACUUGGUACAGAAGAGAUUUAAUCUUCAUUAACAUAAUUUAAAGACCUGUUCUUGGUGGUGAACUUAAGCUUUAUCAGAAGUUAUGACAUCUUGUUCCUUGGGAAUGAUACUGAAUAUACACCCUCCUCAAAACACUUUUUGUAUUGUGAUUUAACAAUCUGUUUUCAUUCAAAUCUUCUUAAUGAAGACCAGAGUUAAAUAUUGUAAGCAUUUGUAAAUAUAACUAUACUGAAAUAGAAACAUUAAAUUCUAAUGGCAGAAUAGAAGUGGCUGUAUUACACAAUUUGAUACUGCUGAAUAAAGUACAAUUGUAAAUAGGAUUUUCUAGGCUUGGUAGGAGGGAUGAAUUAUUUUUCUUUUGAAGGAAAUGAGAACUUUUUAUCAUGCUAACUUUAAAGGAUGUCUCCAAGGUGGGUUGCUGUUUUGGAUGUGGUUUUUAUUUCGUACUAGUGAUAUGUCCAUAAAUAUUCCAAUUUCUGUGACUUCAUUGGUUUCAGUGUUGUUGGCCUUUUAAACUAUGUGCCUCUGAGUCUUUGAAUUUAUAAAUUCAUAAUCUUGUUGUAAAAAUGUCUUCAGUGGGUCAUUACAUAUUAGACGUUUAUGAAGUUAUGUAAAUACAAAUAUAUUGACAAGGGAGGUUUUAAAAUUAUGUGGAGUCUUUUAUUGCGUUUUACUGUAUUUGGUUAAUGUAUAUUGACACUCCUUUUGAUCUGGGAAAAAAUCAGUUUUGUCCUAAAUGACUAAUGCUUAAAAUGUGAUAGUGGUGCAUGAGAAUGAAAUUAGACAUUACACGUAUGCACUACAGGAUUAAUCAAGCCCUUAACCAAGCUACUUUUUCUGAGACUAAAUCAUAUGUGGAGAAGAUCUUAAUAUAUGUGCAGCAUUCACUGCUGAUCUUUUUUUAACUGAUCUUAAUGAUGCAUAUUCCAUAAAGCAACUGUGGCUAGAUCUAUUUAAGCAAAAAAAAAGAACCACUGUUUUUGCCUCAUGUUCAGAGAAACUAUCAGUUCCAGGUGACUAACUGACUAGAAUUAAUUAUUUCACAGUACCUGUGAACAAAAUUGAAAUGUUACCUUGUUCAAUAAUUUAGAUUCAUAACUGUUCAUCUGUCAACAAGGGCAGCAUGUUUCCCACAGUCUGAUAAAAUUUUAUUAAACUGCAUGUACUAGUUGUCAGUCAUAAAUUAAAUUUCUUUUGUCUGAUUUUUCUAAUGGUAUGCUUUUCUAAAAGACCUUAAUCUAAUGAUGCUCGAAUACUGAAUCAAUAAAAAUAUUGUUGGUUAA